GAAACUCUCACUUUUGUGUUUCGUGCACUCUCUAUCUCACAAGACACAUUAAUAUAUUAUAUAUAGACAGAUAGAUACAAUAUAUGUGUGUUAGUUCCUUUUGGUUGAUAUAAAAGAAGAGAAGAAGAAGAAAGAUAGCACAAAAAAGCUUAUCACAUCUAAAAUCACUUUGAAGAAUAUGAAGCUAAUUAAAGUCACCUUCUUGCUUUGUGCACUAGCCAUUUUAUUGCUUCUAACUCCAACUUCAUCUCUACAAAUCAACCCUCUCUACUCAUCUCCUAGCCAAGGUUUAAGGGAAGAGACCAUUAUUAAAACGGUGUCGCGGAAGCUAAUGAUCAUCUCUAGUGAACAUGACAAUGUGAUGACAUCAACAGUUCAUGAAGGUUCAAGCGAACAACUUCGAGUCACCUCAUCAGGAAAAUCUAAGGAUGAAGAGAAGAAAGUAUUAAGUGAAGAAGAAGAAGAAGAGAAGAAGGCUCUAUCGAAAUAUCUAUCGAUGGAUUAUCGUACGUUUAGAAGAAGACGGCCAGUUCACAACAAGUCUUUACCUCUAAGUCCAUGAAAACAUUAUAUUGUUUCAAAAUAACUAAUAAAAAGGUUUUAGCUAGAUUAAUUAAUAUUUUGUUUGGAUGGUUAUUGGUUAAUUGGUUAUAGUAGUAACGUAGUUUAGUUUCUUUGGGAGCACUGAGGAAACAAGUUUUGGCGAUAUUAUUGUAAUUAACGGAACAUGUUCGUGUUGUUAUUUUUUAUUAUAUAGUUUUAAUUAAUCUUAAUGGCCGACAAUGAUGGAGCAAAACACUAAAACUCUGGUUUGGGGUUUGAGCUUAUUUGCUCUUCGUUUCACGCACUGUAACAUGGUGGUUGUA
This is a messenger RNA of Camelina sativa (false flax), 866 nucleotides long. Its product is annotated as protein GOLVEN 6-like. The record is from RefSeq and is a predicted model, not a curated record. NCBI's taxonomy places the organism in Eukaryota, Viridiplantae, Streptophyta, Magnoliopsida, Brassicales, Brassicaceae.